Nakaseomyces glabratus is the source of this 2091-nucleotide messenger RNA. RefSeq names its product glycogen (starch) synthase GSY1 (gene GSY1). Gene Ontology annotation, cellular component: cytoplasm. Lineage: Eukaryota; Fungi; Ascomycota; Saccharomycetes; Saccharomycetales; Saccharomycetaceae. Gene Ontology annotation, molecular function: alpha-1,4-glucan glucosyltransferase (UDP-glucose donor) activity. Gene Ontology annotation, biological process: glycogen biosynthetic process. The record is from RefSeq and is a predicted model, not a curated record.
AUGCCUCGUGAUUUACAGAACCAUCUUCUAUUUGAAGUUGCUACCGAGGUGGCCAACAAGGUCGGUGGUAUUUACUCUGUGUUGAAGUCUAAGGCACCAGUGACAGUGGCACAAUACCAGGAUAACUAUACCUUGAUUGGUCCAUUGAACAAAGGAACUUAUCAAGGUGAAGUCGAGGAGCUGGAUUGGGAAGACCCUUCUAUCUUCUCAGAGGAGCUUCAACCUGUGCAACAGGCCCUGAAGUACAUGAGAGAAAAAGGCGUGUACUUUGUCUACGCCCGUUGGUUGAUUGAAGGUGCCCCCAGAGUCAUCCUUUUCGAUUUGGACUCCGUGCGUUACAAGCUGAACGAAUGGAAGGCCGACCUGUGGUCCCUAGUUGGAAUUCCAUCCCCAGAAAAUGAUUGGGAAACCAAUGAUGCAAUCUUACUAGGUUACACAGUCGUGUGGUUCUUGGGUGAAUUGACUCAAUUGGAUCACAAACAUGCCAUUAUCGGUCAUUUCCACGAGUGGUUGGCUGGUGUCGCAUUGCCAUUGUGUAGAAAGAAGAGAAUUGAUGUGGUGACCAUUUUCACCACACACGCUACUUUAUUGGGUAGAUAUCUGUGUGCUGCAGGUGAUGUAGAUUUCUACAACCAUUUGCAAUACUUUGAUGUGGACCAAGAGGCAGGCAAGAGAGGUAUCUACCACAGAUACUGUAUCGAAAGAGCUGCUGCUCAUACAGCCGAUGUGUUUACCACUGUGUCACAGAUUACUGCACUUGAAGCAGAGCAUUUGUUGAAGAGAAAGCCUGAUGGUAUUCUUCCAAAUGGUUUGAACGUGGUUAAAUUUCAAGCUGUUCAUGAAUUCCAAAACUUGCAUGCAUUAAAGAAGGAAAAGAUCAACGACUUUGUUAGAGCACACUUCCACGGUAACUUUGACUUUGACUUGGACAAUACUUUGUACUUUUUUAUUGCUGGUAGAUAUGAGUACAAGAAUAAGGGUGCUGAUAUGUUUGUUGAAGCUCUGGCUCGUUUGAACUAUAGGUUGAAAAUGGCUGGCUCCAAGAAGACCGUUGUAGCUUUCAUAAUUAUGCCAGCUCAAAACAAUUCUUUCACUGUUGAAGCUCUAAGAAGUCAAGCUGUUGUUAAGUCCUUGGAAAACACAGUUAACGAAGUGACUUCCUUGAUUGGUAAGAGAAUCUUCGAGCAUGCUAUGAAAUUCCCACAUAAUGGUAUCACCAAUGAAAUUCCAAACAACCUGGAAGAACUUUUGAAGCCUUCUGAUAAAGUUCUGUUGAAGAAGCGUGUUUUGGCUUUGAGAAGGCCAUAUGGUGAAUUGCCACCAAUUGUGACUCACAAUAUGGCUGAUGAUGCCAAUGAUCCAAUUCUGAACCAAAUAAGACAUGUCCAAUUGUUCAACAACCACAGCGAUCGUGUUAAGGUGAUCUUCCAUCCAGAGUUUUUGAACGCCAACAACCCAAUCUUGGGUCUAGAUUACGAUGAAUUUGUCCGUGGUUGUCACUUGGGUGUCUUCCCAUCAUACUAUGAGCCUUGGGGUUACACGCCAGCUGAAUGUACCGUAAUGGGUGUCCCAUCCAUCACUACUAACUUAUCAGGUUUCGGUGCCUAUAUGGAAGACUUGAUCGAAACCAACCAAGCCAAGGACUAUGGUAUCUACAUCGUUGACCGUCGUUACAAGGCACCAGAUGAGUCAGUGGAGCAGCUAGUUGACUACAUGGAAGAGUUUGUAAACAAGACCAGAAGACAAAGAAUCAAUCAAAGAAACAGAACCGAGAGAUUAUCCGAUCUACUGGAUUGGAAGCGUAUGGGUUUGGAGUACGUAAAGGCCAGACAAUUAGGUCUUCGUAGGGCUUACCCAGACCAGUUCAAGGAGAUUGUUGGAGAAGAUGUGAAUGAUUCCAGCAUGGAGGCACUGGCUGGCGGCAAGAAGCUAAAGAUUGCCAGACCACUAAGUGUCCCAGGCUCCCCAAGAGACGCCGCCAAGUCUCCAAGCACAGUGUUCAUGACCCCCGGUGAUCUUGGUACAAUCCAGGACGCCAACAACGUUGACGAUUACUUCCAUUUAAGUGUUAAUGACAAUGAGGAGGAAUGA